AUGGAGCGGACUACAUCACGCGCUGAGGCCGAUCAGGCUCGCGCCGACAUGGGCGUCGAGGCCCGGCAACAAUUCAUGACCGGCAAGCAGCAGAAGGGUGUGUUCAGCCAGAUCGCUGCCAAUCCGAAGAUUGUAUUCAUCGCUUUUUUUGCUUCACUCGGCGGCUUCGAGUACGGUUACCAGCAAGGUGUCCUGGGCCAAUCUUUGGUGAUGCAUCGAUUCGUCUCCAACUUUCCUUCAGUCGUCGCGUCGUCCGCCGCAACAGGUUGGCUUACUUCAGUGCUCCAGCUUGGAGGCAUUGUCGGAUCACUCUCGGCUGGGUUCCUCGGCGAAAUUUUCUCCCGGAAGUACACCAUGCUCAUGGCUUGCCUCUGGGUCAUCUUGGGAUCUUACCUCUAUGUCGGAGCCCAUGCCGGCGCCUCAUCGCUGCUGUACGCUGGAAGAUUCUUUACUGGCCUCGGUGUCGGCCUGUUCAGUGGUGUUGGACCGCUCUACAACGCUGAACUCGCUGCUCCUGAGAUCCGUGGCUUCCUCGUCUCUUUCUACCAGUUCGCCACGAUCUUGGGAAUCAUGUUGUCAUUCUGGUGCGGAUACGGCAGUAACUAUAUUGGCGGGACCGGCGAUGGACAGUCGAACCUAGCGUGGCGUCUUCCUUCAAUUAUUCAAGGCAUUCCCGCCAUUUGUCUUGCGAUCGGCAUCUAUUGGAUGCCAUUCUCUCCGCGAUGGCUCGUGAAGAAGGGCAGGACUGAGGAGGCCCGGCGGACCCUUGCUUGGCUACGAAAGUUGCCAGAGAACCACGACCUCGUCGAGUUUGAGUACCUCGAGAUCCUUGCUGAAGCGGAGUUUGAGCGACGCGCUUUCGCUCGUGCAUACCCAAGGCUUGCCGAGAAGCAAAAGCAGAGCCAAUUCAUGGAACAAGUUGGCCAAUACGCCAAUUGCUUCCGAACCUGGGACAACACGAAGCGCUGUAUCACCGUCUGGCUGAUUAUGUUCUUCCAGCAGUGGUCGGGCAUCGAUGCGAUCAUUUACUAUGCCUCCAAUGUAUUCAAGAGUCUCGGGUUGACAGAGGGAACGAUCGCCCUGCUUGCAACUGGUGUCACUGGCGUCGUUUUCAUCGUUUCGACUGUCCCCGCCAUGCUGAUCAUCGACAAGGUUGGCCGCAAGCCCAUGCUGAUAGUCGGAUCUAUCGUGAUGUGCGUCUCGAUGGUCAUCGUUGGCGUGAUUGUCGCGUGCUUUCACCAUGACUGGCCUGCACAUGUUGCGGCUGGCUGGACUGCCGUUGCUUUAAUCUGGGUUUACAUCGCUGGCUUCGGAGCCACUUGGGGACCAGUCUCAUGGACGCUAGUCUCCGAGAUCUUCCCGCUGUCCAUUCGUGCAAAGGGUGCCUCCUUCGGAGCUUUCAGCAACUGGAUCAACAACUUCGCCAUUGCGUUCUUCGUCCCACCAAUGCUGAAACAUUGGCAAUGGGGGACUUACAUCUUCUUCGCCGUAUUCCUUGCUGUUGGCAUUCUAUGGGUCUGGUACUUCCUCCCUGAGACCAAGAACAAGACAUUGGAAGAGAUGGACAGAGUUUUUGGAUCCAACACUGGUGAGCAAGACGCUUUGCUGCUGCGAGAAGCCCAGAGAGACGUUGGAUUGCUUGCGUUCCUCGACGGCAACAGGGCCGCUGAUGAGAAGAGUGGCGAGGGCUCUUUCGCAAGUGUGCAGCACGAGUCGAAGGUAUGA
Cyphellophora attinorum is the source of this 1725-nucleotide messenger RNA. Its product is annotated as putative quinate permease. NCBI's taxonomy places the organism in Eukaryota, Fungi, Ascomycota, Eurotiomycetes, Chaetothyriales, Cyphellophoraceae. Gene Ontology annotation, cellular component: membrane. The record is from RefSeq and is a predicted model, not a curated record. The transcript has 7 exons. Gene Ontology annotation, biological process: carbohydrate transport; transmembrane transport. The coding region runs from base 1 to 1725 and encodes 574 amino acids. Gene Ontology annotation, molecular function: carbohydrate:proton symporter activity.